ACCAAAUGUAAAAAUAUAACUGCGUAGUUUCGUAUUUUGACCGUUCCUUACAAUGCGACUACAAUAAGAAAUUUGAAUUUAUUCUAUAACAUUUAUUCAAUUUGACGACCUAUUUUUCAUCGUUUUUAGACACGCAAGUGCCGUGCUAUUUUAUUUUGAAUAGUGUAAAACUAAAAUACAGUAAACAUGUGCAAUUGAUGGUAGACGGAAAAAUUAAUGAACUGCACGUUUACGGCCUCCACGCACUACUCGUGAGCAUCAUUGCUAUAGGUUCGGGCAAUGUCAACGUUCAUGACACACAGAAGUUGCUGACAACUGUAGUACGUUACAUCUUCUACCUUUUCUUCAUACGUGGGUCUCAAGCAGCUAUUGUGUUGAUCUACAAGAUUCACUAUUGGAAUGUAACAAUAGAUUUACAAAGGAUUAUACAAAAACAUAAGACGUCCAUGUACAUAUUUGGCGCAUCGCUCGCCGUGUUAAUAUAUAAUAGGGAGAGCUUGUUCAGAGAAGACUUUUUCUUCUUGUUCGCGGCUCAAUUUAUUGAGAAAUAUUUGAACAUGGAGCAUUCACCGACAAGCAUUAGAUACGGCAUCGGUAUGGCGUGCAGCUUCUUCGAAGGCUACCUAACGCACGUGCUGCCCAGCGACGGGGCGAGGUUCGUGGGCUUCGCGGAGAACAUCGCCAUAUACGAGGCGAACCAGGGCGUCGUGUUCCCCGUGAAGAAGCUGUUCAUAAUCAUCACCAAGUCGAUGUACUGCCCGCCGGACCUCAAGCAGUUCAACAAGCCCAACAGGACCGACCUGGCUCGGCUAGAGGCCUGUGAAUCGUUAUCUGAUGUGGAGAAGGACGUAGCCGGUGUGAAGAACCGCACAUACCGCAACUCUGCGUACAAGAUCCACCGGCCGGGCAGCGACCCCGUGUACCUGGCGGCCGAGUGCGCCACCCCGCUGCACACGCUGCACCUCGUGCUGCAGAAGCGGGCACUCUUCGAAGAGCUGAAGAACAUCGACGUGGAGGAAGUGGUGAACGACUUCUGCACGAUGCUGCGCUCCAUCAUCAGCAAGAGUCACGACUGCCACGAUAAGUGCGAGCUGGUCUACUUUGACAAUACGAAUCCAGAUCUCAACUUGGCAGAUGUUUUACUCGACAAGAUAAGGGAAUUGGAGCCCAAUUUCGAGAAUAUUCGCCUGCAGUAAUUACAGUUAUUAGGUUACGUAC
Messenger RNA from Galleria mellonella (greater wax moth), 1218 nucleotides. RefSeq names its product stimulator of interferon genes protein-like. The transcript is spliced from 8 exons. NCBI's taxonomy places the organism in Eukaryota, Metazoa, Arthropoda, Insecta, Lepidoptera, Pyralidae. The record is from RefSeq and is a predicted model, not a curated record. Gene Ontology annotation, cellular component: autophagosome; endoplasmic reticulum membrane. Bases 198 to 1196 code for a protein of 332 amino acids. Gene Ontology annotation, biological process: innate immune response; reticulophagy; activation of innate immune response. Gene Ontology annotation, molecular function: cyclic-di-GMP binding; 2',3'-cyclic GMP-AMP binding.